Perkinsus marinus ATCC 50983 is the source of this 5407-nucleotide messenger RNA. Its product is annotated as DNA-directed RNA polymerase I largest subunit, putative. The record is from RefSeq and is a predicted model, not a curated record. Gene Ontology annotation, biological process: DNA-templated transcription. Gene Ontology annotation, molecular function: DNA-directed RNA polymerase activity; DNA binding. The transcript is spliced from 37 exons. Gene Ontology annotation, cellular component: RNA polymerase I complex. Lineage: Eukaryota; Perkinsozoa; Perkinsida; Perkinsidae. The coding region runs from base 1 to 5328 and encodes 1775 amino acids.
AUGUCAGCGGCAUCCGAAGAGCAGAUCCGUCCUGGAUGCUCGAUACACGAUGUACAGUUCAUGUACAUGUCCCCGAAGGAGAUUCAGGACAUAUCUGUUAAGGAAAUCACAGAGGUUGCUGCGUUCGGCAAUCUGGCGGGUGCUCCCUUGCCUGAUGGAUUAUACGAUCCCGCACUGGGACCCCUUCACAUCGGUGAUCUAUGCAAAACGUGCGGAUUAGGGGUUCAUGACUGCCCCGGUCACUUGGGUCACAUUAAACUCGCGACUGAUGUGUACAAUCCGUUCUUGAUACGGACAUUGUAUAACGUGCUCCGUAGAAUGUGCACUUCUUGCAAUCACUUCCGUGUUCGAAAGGCUGUAACUCAGAGAUAUUGUGAUCGGUUCAAGCUCAUCCUUGCCGGUCUCGAACCCGAGUCUCACGAUGUAGUCAUGGAGCCUUGCGAUGAGAAGACAAAGUCGGCGUUGGAGAGGGAUAUGACCUCAGACCCCAAUGCGGACAGUCGAGAGGCCUUCGUUGAGCAUGCUAGUUAUCAGGAUGGCUCAUCAUCUUACGUACCGUACAUUAUGGGCCACGGUGAGGAACAGAACAGGGUCAAAGCCCUGGUCAAGCAGCUGGGCCUCGCCCACAAUGAGGUUAAUGAUAACCUCGAGAAGCUCGUGGGCAAGAAUACUAGUUGGGGAAUAAGUAGCUCAGGCGAGAUACAGGCCUGGAACGAUCUGGUGGCGGAGUUCGAGAACGAGGUAUCGGUUGCGGUAUGCCCCAACUGCAAGGCUAAGUCGGAGCUCUUCCGUGUUGAUGGAUACAACAAGAUCUUCCGGAAACUUCGAGGGAAGGCCGCAGAGAAGUUUGUCACUCCCACCUACGUGCGCAACCUCCUUCACAAGCUCUGGUGUGAGGAGAGGGAGAUUUUGGAGUUCCUAUUCCCAGCCUCUGUGGGUCGUGGUGAAGACAUUUUCUUCAUGCAGAAUAUAGUGGUCCCUCCAAACAAGCUGAGACCUCUACGUUUUGGUGGUGAUAGUGAUGAUAACCAAGGAUUCCUACCGGCUUCAACGGUUUGUCUGAAGAAUAUACUUGAAUCUAAUCUACUACUCAAGCAGCUACUCGAGACUGACCAGGAGGCUGUAGAGAACCCUAAUGACAGGGAAAAGGCUGGCGAUGCCUUGCCGAACCUUAUUUCGGAUGAGGAUGAGACUAUGAAGCCUGUUGACAACACUCCACAGAGAGGGCCUAUGACUACUCUUGGAACAGCACUCAUUGACUUGCAGAAUAACGUAAAUAACUAUCUAGAUUCUGCUAAGAGCGGCAAGGCCCAGAACAAGGUCGUGGCAUUUGGUGUACGACAGCUUCUUGAGAGGAAGCAGGGCCUAUUCAGAAUGAAGAUGAUGGGCAAGCGUGUUAACUACGCUGCUCGUAGUGUUAUCAGUCCGGAUGUCUCUCUGGAGACUAACCAGAUUGGUCUCCCCAUGUUCGCGGCUCUACAGCUGACGGUGCCCGAGCCGGUUAACUCCUUUAACGUAGACUACCUGCGGGCGUUGGUGGAGAAUGGUCCCGAUAAGUACCCAGGCGCAGCUGCUGUAGUGUUCCCGGAUGGCAAGCUGGUGUCACUGAAGGGUCGACAACCCCAUCAAAGGAAGGCCAUUGCUAGGAGUCUAUAUCAGAGUACCAACCCAGAUAAGAAGCCUAGAGUGGUGCUCAGGCAUGUUAGGGAUGGUGAUCCUCUGCUGGUGAAUCGUCAGCCUACCUUGCAUAAGCCAGGCAUUAUGGCUUUGUUCGUGAAGGUGCUCAGCAAGGAGAAGACUAUCCGAAUGCAUUACUCCAACUGUAACACAUUCAAUGCUGACUUCGAUGGUGAUGAGAUCAACUUGCAUUGUCCUCAAGACUCUAAUGCCAGAGCUGAGGCCAUCUAUAUAGCCUCUGCCGAUCACCAGUAUCUGGGGCCUACUUCUGGCAAGCCCCUUCGUGGUCUUAUCCAGGAUCAUGUUGUCUCUGGUGUAUUCCUUACUGCAAGGGAUCACUUCAUGAGGAAGACUGAAGUUCAGAACCUCAUCUACACUGCCAUGCGAGCCGCUAUAGAAGGCGAUACCUCGGGUAUUGGUAGUGUUAAAUCUAGAGGUCAGGUGACCAAGCUUACAACACCUGCUGGGGUGCCCAAGGACUUCAGAAUUGUCAUGGAGCCUCCAGUCAUCGUGAAGCCACAGACAUUGUGGACAGGAAAGCAGGUCAUCACCAUCUUCCUCAAGAGUCUUAUCAAGUUCGCUACUCAUAGUACGGAUAAAGCCAUCGUCAAUGGUUUCAAUCAUCAUGCUAAGGCCAAGACCCCUGGCGAUCUUUGGGGUGGUGUCAGUGAUGGUAACAAGGAGGAGCAGAUGGUCACUAUUAGAGAUACUGAGCUCAUAGAGGGUGUCCUGGAUAAGGCAUCCUUUGGUGCUACUGCCAAUGGUCUUACACAUCUCUUCUAUGAGCUAUGUGGCCCUAAGGCUGCUGGGCUACUACUCACUGGUAUGGGUAGGAUGCUCACCCUCUACCUCCAGUACCAUGGCUUCACUUGUGCUAUGAGAGAUCUUCUAAUCACUCCUGAGGGUGACGAGGCAAGGUUGCAGAUGUUGAGGAAGGCUAGGGAAGACUCCUGGAAUAAGAUCAGAGACUGGGUGAAGGAGAACAGUCCAGAGGAGGCUAAUGUCAAGACUCUACAUAAACUCCAGAAGGAGAUAGGCAAAUUGUAUGCUGCAGACCCCAAGGUUCAACAUCCCAUGUUCGAGGAGCUAGAGGAGACAAUGCUGUCUACCAAUAGGGAUUACUGGGGGAAACUUAUCGACAUCCUAUUCCCUAAGGGCCAGGUGUCUCCAUUCCCGGAUAACUGCUUCUCGGCUAUGGUCAGCACAGGUGCUAAGGGUUCGAAGGUGAAUCACUCAAUGAUUGACGCCAUGUUGGGCCAGCAGGAACUGGAGGGACAUCGUGCUCCUCGUAUGAGGAAUCAGCGAUUCCUUCCCAGUUUUGCCCAGUAUGAUAUCGGCCCGAGAGCUGGUGGUUACAUUACCGACAGAUUCCUGACUGGAUAUCGACCACAAGAGUUCUUCUACCAUUGUAUGGCUGGUAGAGAGGGCCUUGUUGAUACUGCUGUGAAGACAGCAAGAUCUGGAUACUUACAAAGAUGUUUGGUGAAGAACUUGGAGGGUAUUACUAUCAACUAUGACUACACUGUUCGGGAUACUGACUCAUCGAUCGUCGAGUUCCUCUAUGGUGAGGACGGUAUGGAUGUGACCAAGGUCAGCCAUUUGGAACAAUUCGAUGUGUUGGAUGAGAACUCUGCCUUCAUGGCCAAGAGUGCUGCUGUCGCUAAGGAGGAGGCUAAGAUGGAGAGCAACUUGCCGGCCCUUUAUAGGAAGUGGGCGGAGAAGCCUCAGAGUGGUCGGAGGACCAAAGAACUCGUGAAGGAGGUGAGGGAAUCUAUACGUGUAUUGUUGUCCGAUGGUGGCAAUCAGGUUGAUGCUAGCGAUAAGCUGCGAGACGAGGAGAAGGAGCAUAUCGCGUUUGUUGUGAAGGAUACUCAUACGAACGGAGGCAAGGCUCCUCCUAUGAACAGCAUGCUACCCCCAUGGAGGUUCACUGGUGCUAUGUCCGAGCGUGAGGAGAAUGCAUUGACGGAGUAUCUCUCCCAUAGACCAGAGGAGUUGGAGAAGAAGAUGCCCACUGAAGAGUUCCGUGAUGUUAUCAUGCAUAAAUACGCUAGGACUCUAGCGGAUCCUGGUGAAGCUGUUGGUACCUUGGCCGCUCAGGGUAUGGGAGAGCCCUCUACCCAGAUGACCCUGAAUACCUUCCAUCUUGCUGGUCAUGGUGGUGUUAACGUCACAUUGGGUAUCCCUCGACUGAGGGAGAUUGUGCAGACCGCAUCUCGACACCUGGAAACCCCUGCUAUGGAAUUCCCUGUCCUUGGGGGCCUCAAGGUUGCCGAGGAGCUCAAGGGUAAGAUGACACGAGUGUCUCUGAAGGACGUUGUAGUGGCGACCCACGUGUUGGAGUCGGUAACUGCCGCCCAGCCUAGUGGGGAGACUAUGCGAACCUACGAGCUUGUGGUUGAACUGGUUGACCCCGUUAUGAUCCAGAAAGCAUAUCCUAGCUUGUCACAGACAGCCAUUGCUCACUUCCUGGACCAUGACUUCCGAGAUAAGCUCAACUCAAAUCUUAAGAAGUUCAUCAAGAUAUCUGAGAGCACCUCUACGAUCACAUCACGUAAGGCCCAGCAAGAGGAGGGAGCAGCUGAUGUGUUCAAUGAGAUUCCCGAGGAUGAGAAUAAUGCUGAGCAGAAGGAUCAAGGCGAUGAAAGCCAGAACGUCACUCGUACACUAGCCCAGCGUGCCCGAGCUACCGAUGAGGAGAGGGAGGCCGAGCUUGAUAGGAUGGAGGCUGCUAGCGAUGCCGAUGAUGCUGAUGAAGGACAGUAUGAUGAUCUUGUUGAUGACGCAGCAGCAGCAGGCGAUGAUGAUAAGAAGGAUGAUGAUGAGGCCGAGGAGGACAACGAGACCCCCGCAGCUGAGGAAGGCACUCAAGGACCUGCUCUCGGAGGGCAGACUACUGCCGAGGAGUAUCAGGUCUCCAAGACUAAGAACUCUACUGAAGUCAUCUUCAACAAGUCUGGACGUCUAUACGGCCCGAAGUUUGUUCUCCGUUCCCGACCACUUGAGCUCUCCCAGGGCAUCUCUCGGAAGAUUCUCAUCCUGGAGGCUGUCGCAGAUCUUUGCUCUGAUCUAUACAUCCAGCAGACCCCUGGCAUCACCAGCGUCCAUGUGGUGGAGCCCCGUCCUGGUCAGUCUGAUAAGGUCACGAUUGAGACUGAAGGUGUUAACCUCGAUAUUGCAUGGGGCCUUGAUGGCAUCGACCAUGACCGCAUAGUCACCAAUGAUAUUGGUCUUAUCUUGGAUCGGUACGGUGUAGAGGCAGCACGUGCGGCUAUAGUUCAAGAGGUGCUCCGAGUGUUCGGUCACUAUGGUAUCGGUGUCGACCCCAGGCAUUUGAUGCUCAUCUCUGACUACAUGACUCAUCAUGGAGGGUUCCGUCCCUUCAGCCGUAGAGGUAUGGAGGCUCACGCAUCCCCAUGGCUGCAGAUGACAUUCGAAACUAGUGUUAACUUCCUAACUAAGGCCUGUAACAAUGCACAGUAUGAUACCUUAAAGAGUCCAGCUGGGUCCAUCAUCGUCGGCAAGCAGGCCAGUGUUGGUACUGGAUGCUUCGAUCUACGUAUGGAGAUGCCCAAGAGUGUACGGGGACUUGCUAAGGAUGAGCUGGCUACUCAGGUCAAGAAGCCGAAGAAGGAAUUCGUCUUCGCGUGAUUUAUAUAGGAGGUCGACCACUGGUGUUGUGAAGGUCGUUAACGUAUUUACCAAGAGAGCUCCGAUUGUGCUCUCUACU